GGACAAAAAGUCGUUUUUCCAGAUCAAGCCAGAUUUCGUUUUCUCCUCGUUCGGUAACUUUACGACGAUCCCUCCAGACACUUGCAGACCGACCUUUACCCCCACGUCCACGGACUGCACGCAGCCUAUAGGAUGCUUCGGGUAGUAAAAGCAGGACUGUGCACACUUCAGCAGAGCCACAUUAUUAAAGACGUGCUCGUAAAGUUACCGAGGUGUGCUGUGUACAGAAACAUGUCGUCUGUAGCUAAUAGACCGGUUACCUUACUGGGGACCAUGGCGUUCGGUGGACGCGCAACCGCCGAGCAAAGCCACGACAUGGUGAAGGUGUUCCUGGGCAGGGGGCACAAGCAUGUGGACACAGCCUUCAUGUAUGUGGAUGGAAAGUCCGAGGAAAUCAUUGGAGGCAUGAAUCUUCCAAAAACAGUGAGCAUAGCUACCAAAGCCAACCCGUGGGAUGGGAAGACACUGAAGCCAGAGAGUGUGCGCUCCCAGCUAGAAACCUCCCUUCAAAGGCUGCAGACUGAUUGUGUGGAUCUUUUCUACCUCCAUGCUCCUGACCACCAAAAUCCCAUAGAGGACACCCUUAGGGCCUGCAAUGAGCUCCACAAAGAGGGAAAAUUUAAGGAGUUUGGCCUGUCAAACUAUGCAUCAUGGGAAGUGGCUGAAAUUGUGUGCAUUUGCAGACACAACAACUGGAUUGUUCCUACCGUGUAUCAGGGAAUGUACAAUGCCACUACAAGGCAGGUAGAGACAGAGUUGCUGCCCUGUCUGAGAAACUAUGGAAUGAAGUUCUAUGCAUAUAAUCCCCUGGCAGGUGGCCUUCUGACAGGAAAAUAUCAUUAUGAAGAUAAAGAUGUUUCUAAGCCUGAAGGACGAUUUUUUGGUAACAACUGGGCUGCAGCAUACAGAGACAGAUACUGGAAGCAGAGUCAUUUCCAAGCGAUAGACUUGGUUCUUAAGGCUUUGGAGACAGUGUAUGGCUCAAACAAACCCACACUGACUUCUGCUGCUAUGCGCUGGAUGUAUCAUCAUUCCCAUCUCAAGGGUGAUCUGGGUGAUGGAGUCAUUAUUGGCAUGUCAAGCAUGGAGCAACUUCAGCAAAAUCUAGCUGCUGCUGAGGAGGGGCCUCUGGAUGAGCGAGUGGUUGCUGCCUUCCAUGAAGCCUGGAAUAUUGUUGCUCAUGAGUGUCCAAAAUACUUCCGUUGAGGACCCUUUUUACUGUAUGGCUAAAUGAAAAUUGCUGGGCCAAACAUUUUAUGCAGGUUAAUGCUAAACUCUUUUUCCCUUUUGAUUACCUACACUUAUUUCUAAAAUCUCAUUGAAAUCAGUAAUUUUACUAUGAAUGGAUAAAUUGAGAUCAGUAUUAUUCAUGUGUAGAAAUACGUAACUGUAAAUGUCAAAAUGAGAAUUUAAUAGUUAUUUUACCCAUGGUAAAGUCAUGCCUUAAUUAAACUGCUGACCGUUAAAGCAAACUAUUUUUCUGAAAAAACAUUUUUCACACAAAUAAAGUUCAAGUCUUGCACCAACAGUGUUUCCACUGAAAA
Messenger RNA from Sphaeramia orbicularis (orbiculate cardinalfish), 1544 nucleotides. It is a transcript of the gene akr7a3, whose product is annotated as aldo-keto reductase family 7, member A3 (aflatoxin aldehyde reductase). Gene Ontology annotation, molecular function: oxidoreductase activity. Lineage: Eukaryota; Metazoa; Chordata; Actinopteri; Kurtiformes; Apogonidae. The coding region runs from base 133 to 1206 and encodes 357 amino acids. The record is from RefSeq and is a predicted model, not a curated record. The transcript is spliced from 7 exons.